This is a messenger RNA of Chrysochloris asiatica (Cape golden mole), 3452 nucleotides long. It is a transcript of the gene OGA, whose product is annotated as meningioma expressed antigen 5 (hyaluronidase). Bases 394 to 3153 code for a protein of 919 amino acids. Gene Ontology annotation, molecular function: beta-N-acetylglucosaminidase activity. The transcript has 16 exons. The record is from RefSeq and is a predicted model, not a curated record. Gene Ontology annotation, biological process: glycoprotein metabolic process. Lineage: Eukaryota; Metazoa; Chordata; Mammalia; Afrosoricida; Chrysochloridae.
GGCGGUAGGAGCAGAGGCAGAAGAGAUCUAGGGGGUUCGUUGGGGAAACAGUAGAAGGCGGAGAUAAUUAGGAGGGUAACAGAGGCUAACCAAGAACGAGAAAAGGAGCUUUGGCCAUUUGCCUUCAGAGAAAAAGAGGUUCCAGUCUCGCUUUCCGCUCCGGCUCCCGGCUUCCCAGCUGAGGCUGCGGCUGACAAAGGGCUCACGCUGGUGCCGCCGCCCUUCUCAUCCGGGCCCCUGCGGAGAGGGAGGGGGGAAGGGCAGAGGGGGAAGGGAAGGAGCCGGAAGGGCGCGCGCACGGAGCCUAGGCCCUUUCCAGGGCUCCGGGCCAGAGGCCCAACGGACGGAGACCGAGGAGGACUUGCAGAGGUGGCGGCGGCCGGAGGCAGGAGGAUGGUGCAAAAGGAGAGCCAGGCUGCGCUGGAGGAACAGGAGAGCGAGCUCAAUUCCAAUCCUGCAGCCGCCUCCGCCUCCGCGGGGGCACCGUUGGAAACGCCGGCAGCUCAGGCUUCUGGAGAUGACAACCCGACUGGGUCUUCGGGAGCAGCGGUGGCCGGGGCGGCCGGAGGGGCUCGGAGAUUCCUGUGUGGCGUGGUGGAAGGAUUUUAUGGAAGACCUUGGAUUAUGGAACAGAGAAAAGAACUCUUUAGAAGGCUCCAGAAAUGGGAACUAAAUACAUACUUGUAUGCUCCAAAAGACGACUACAAACAUAGGAUGUUUUGGCGAGAGAUGUAUUCAGUUGAGGAAGCUGAGCAACUUAUGACUCUGAUCUCUGCUGCACGGGAAUAUGAGAUAGAGUUCAUCUAUGCUAUUUCACCUGGAUUAGAUAUAACCUUUUCUAACCCUAAAGAAGUAUCUACAUUGAAACGCAAACUGGACCAGGUUUCUCAGUUUGGGUGCAGAUCAUUUGCCUUGCUUUUUGAUGAUAUUGACCAUAAUAUGUGUGCAGCAGACAAAGAGGUAUUCAGUUCCUUUGCUCAUGCCCAGGUCUCCAUCACAAAUGAAAUCUAUCAAUACCUUGGAGAGCCAGAAACUUUCCUCUUCUGUCCUACAGAAUAUUGUGGUACUUUCUGUUAUCCAAAUGUCUCCCAGUCUCCUUAUUUAAGGACUGUGGGUGAAAAGUUGCUCCCUGGGAUUGAGGUACUUUGGACAGGUCCCAAAGUUGUUUCUAAAGAAAUUCCAGUAGAAUCUAUUGAAGAGGUCUCUAAAAUUAUUAAGAGAGCUCCAGUAAUCUGGGAUAACAUUCAUGCUAAUGAUUAUGACCAGAAGAGAUUAUUUUUGGGCCCAUACAAAGGAAGAUCCACAGAACUCAUCCCACGGUUAAAAGGAGUCCUGACAAAUCCAAAUUGUGAAUUUGAAGCCAAUUAUGUUGCUAUCCACACCCUUGCUACCUGGUAUAAAUCAAAUAUGAAUGGAGUGAGAAAAGAUGUAGUAAUGACUGACAGUGAAGACAGUACUGUAUCAAUCCAGAUAAAGUUAGAAAAUGAAGGCAGUGAUGAAGAUAUUGAAACCGAUGUACUCUAUAGUCCACAGAUGGCUCUAAAACUAGCUUUAACAGAAUGGUUGCAGGAGUUUGGCGUACCUCAUCAGUAUAGCAGUAGACAAGUUGCACACAGUGGAGCUAAAGCAAGUGUAGUUGAUGGGGCGCCACUGGUUGCAGCACCCUCUUUAAAUGCUACAACUGUUGUUACAACAGUUUACCAGGAGCCCAUUAUGAGCCAAGGAGCAGCCUUGAGUGCGGAGACUGCAGCUCUGACCAAGGAAGAAGAAAAGAAACAGCCAGAUGAGGAACCCAUGGACAUGGUAGUAGAAAAACAAGAAGAAACAGACCACAAGAAUGACAAUCAAAUACUAACAGAAAUUGUUGAAGCUAAAAUGGCAGAGGAGUUGAAACCAAUGGAUACUGAUAAAGAGAGCAUAGUUGAAUCAAAAUCCCCCGAGAUGUCCAUGCAGGAAGAUUGCAUUAGUGAUGUUGCCCCUAUGCAAACUGAUGAACAGACAAACAAGGAACAGUUUGUUCCAGGUCCAAAUGAAAAGCCUUUGUACACUGCAGAACCAGUGACUCUGGAGGAUUUGCAGUUACUUGCUGAUCUGUUCUACCUUCCUUAUGAGCAUGGACCCAAAGGAGCACAGAUGUUACGCGAGUUCCAAUGGCUUCGAGCAAAUAGCAGUGUUGUUAGUGUCAAUUGCAAAGGAAAAGACUCUGAAAAAAUUGAAGAAUGGCGAUCACGAGCAGCCAAGUUUGAAGAGAUGUGCGGACUAGUGAUGGGAAUGUUCACACGACUCUCCAAUUGUGCCAACAGGACAAUCCUUUAUGACAUGUACUCCUAUGUUUGGGAUAUCAAGAGUAUAAUGUCUAUGGUGAAAUCUUUUGUACAGUGGUUAGGGUGUCGUAGUCAUUCUUCAGCACAGUUCUUAAUUGGAGACCAAGAACCCUGGGCCUUUAGAGGUGGUCUAGCAGGAGAGUUCCAGCGUUUGCUGCCAAUAGAUGGGGCAAAUGAUCUCUUUUUUCAACCACCCCCACUGACUCCUACCUCCAAAGUUUAUACUAUCAGACCAUAUUUUCCUAAAGAUGAGGCUUCCGUGUACAAGAUUUGCAGAGAAAUGUAUGACGACGGAGUGGGUUUACCGUUUCAAAGUCAACCUGACCUUAUUGGAGACAAGUUAGUAGGAGGUCUGCUUUCUCUCAGCCUGGAUUACUGCUUCGUCCUAGAAGAUGAAGAUGGCAUAUGUGGUUAUGCUCUGGGCACUGUAGAUGUGACCCCCUUCAUUAAAAAAUGUAAAAUUUCCUGGAUUCCGUUCAUGCAGGAGAAGUACACCAAGCCAAAUGGUGACAAAGAACUAUCUGAGGCUGAGAAAAUAAUGUUGAGUUUCCAUGAAGAACAGGAAGUAUUGCCGGAAACUUUCCUUGCCAAUUUUCCUUCUCUGAUAAAAAUGGAUAUUCAUAAAAAAGUAACCGAUCCAAGUGUGGCCAAAAGUAUGAUGGCUUGCCUCCUAUCUUCACUCAAGGCUAAUGGUUCCCGGGGGGCUUUCUGUGAAGUGAGACCAGAUGAUAAAAGGAUUCUGGAAUUUUACAGCAAGUUAGGCUGUUUUGAAAUUGCAAAAAUGGAAGGCUUUCCAAAGGAUGUGGUUAUACUUGGCCGGAGUCUGUGACAUUUAUUGGCACAGUGAACUGUUCUCUUACCUCCACCUGGUGGGUGGUGGUUUGGGUCUUCAUACAGUUCAGCUUCAGGGGUUAACAAAUCAGCCAAUUGGAUUGGAAACAAAGAAGACUCUAAAACUGUCUCAUCACACAUUCUGACUACUCACUGGUUGGAAGAAGACAGUACUGCUGCAGCCCUGUAUGAAACGAAGGUGUAGGCCGCCUCCUUUUUGGGUCUUGGGUUAGGUGCCAAGACUUCUUACACAUAAGCAUUUAUAGUAAGGGGUCUUCAAUAAAUGUAGUCAGCACU